This is a messenger RNA of Ictidomys tridecemlineatus (thirteen-lined ground squirrel), 6364 nucleotides long. The record is from RefSeq and is a predicted model, not a curated record. NCBI's taxonomy places the organism in Eukaryota, Metazoa, Chordata, Mammalia, Rodentia, Sciuridae.
GGAGUGGCUGGGCUAGUGAUGUCAUGCCACUGGGCAUGGCGGCCACCUGGUGAGGAGACUGGAGCCCAAGCCUGCUUGAAUCUGUCUGCCCGUUGCUUUGUGGGGCGCAGAGUUGCCUGAUGCCAGCUGUCCCUCAUUUGAGACCCUCUGGCUAGAGGCACAACCUCCUUCCACUUCUCCUCUUCUCUGUUCCCCCCAGGAGGACAUCUUGGAGAGAGGUUCUGGGGGCAGUGCCCCUUUAGGGUUAGGAGAGGACCUGAACCCUUGCUAUAGAUCACACUGUCUGAAAGAAAGAAAUAGGAACACAGGUGUCAUUUUAAAGUUUCUUAUAGCCACAUUUUCAAAAGUAAAAAAAAAAAGACAGGUGAAAUUAAUUUUAAUAGUGUAUUUUGUUUAAUUAAUAUAUCCAAAUGUUAUUUCAACAUGUAAUCAAUAUAAGACCAUCAAUGAGGUGGCUUUCAUUUUUUUAUGCUCUCUCCAUAUGCAGUGUGCAUUUCACACUGACAACAUGCUGGGUUUGGAUGAGAAACAUUUCAGUACUCUACAGUUGCCUGGGGCUGGGGAUACCGUAUUGGCCAGCACAAAUUGAGGACCGAGAGCUCAUUGUUGGGAGGUGGAAGUGGCAGGAGGGUUGAGGCUUCCUGAAAGUGGGCAACCUGUAGGGACUAGAGGCGUGGGCAGAGAUGAGCACACUGGCCUUGUUAAGAAACAGAGAGCAUGACAGCGUGUGUGUGUGUGUGUGUGUGUGUGUGUGUGUGUGUGUGUGGUGCUGGGGAUGGAACCCAGGUCCUUACCCAUGCUAGGCAAGUGCUCCAUCACUGAGCUCCAGCCCCAGGCAUGACAGUGCCCUUUGCUGUCAUGAUUUUGCAAUCCCAGAUUGAUAUUAGCUUCAGCUACUUCUAAGAAUGUAAGAUCCCAUCCCAGACUCAAACAGGUCUCCAGACUGACAUUUUCGUUAGUGCACCAGGAAACUGUACACACGGGAGAUUUCAAGGGCAUCAACAUGAACCCAGUUUCCCUCCCGUGUCCCAAGUCAUAUCUUCCCAGCCUGAAAUUCUACCACGUGGUGUUUUAGCUUAAAGCUCUGACUGUCUGUAAACUACAUCUCCCUGGGGAAUGAUAAUGCUUUGAGCUAUUAUCAGUCCCUUUUACCUUUGUGUGCAUGAGCUUGGGAUCCUAAGCUAAGAGAAGGUCUUGCUGGGGAGGCAGAGCUUGAGGAGAGUAGGGAGGGCAGGGUAUGGUGGGAAGGAAGGAAGUUUAGAAAAAAAGAGGCUGGAGGGGCUAACCGCAGACCUGCUUGCUGAUUCUCCGGGUUGGACUCUGAGUUCCUGGUCCAAGUCUUACCCAUAUUGAAAUUCUACCACUCAGUGUGGAGCUCUGUGCCCAUGUCACAUUUCUUAUCUAAAGAGUCCCUUUGUGGUCUCCAUUGGAGUGAUCUGGUUGGCAACCCUGGAGAAAAGGGGUUUCCAGAAUGUUCCUCCGUGGUCCUUGCACUUCUCCUCCUCCUGUCUCCCUUAGAGAGAGCUGGAGACCCAGGUGAGCCCUUGUGCCGAUGCUGGGUGAGAAACUAGACUCUGGACAAAAGGAAGAGAGAAACGUGGUGGUGGGCAGGCAGCAGGUGGCCCUGGAGGACAGCUGGCGCCUGUGCCACCGUGUCCUCAAGCCCUCAAGCCCCGUCCUGAAGGAAGUCUGACUUUCAAAUGUGGUUUCUGGGGUGUUUGAAGCAGCUUUUUUUUUUUUUUUUUAAAAGCUGCAUUUUUGUUACAAAGAUGUGCAAAUUGUGUAGGGGGCACGUACCCCUCAGCACCCUGGCACCCUCGGUUCAGAAGUUGUUAGUGAAGGAGAGGAGGAGUUGUAAGAUGCCUUGGGGUCUCAGGUGCCCCUGCCCUGAACACUCAGUGCCACCACACUCAUUCUGGGGACAGCUGCUCCCAACUGAACCCACGGUGGGAAGGGUGGUGACGAUGUCCCAUGUCCAGGAGGAGGCGUCUCCAGGCAGAGCCACACAGGGGAGGGCCCUGGGGCUGGCUCCAAGGAAGCAGAACUCUGAGCAGUUGCAGCGUUGUGGUAAGGGACAGAUGGAAGAUCCAGUUUGGGCUUCAGGGAGGAUGGGAGUGGGACAUGGGGGUGUCACAGAGCUGCCUGCCUUCACCCAGUUGAGAGGCUGUCAUCUAUAGGAUAUGAUUGCUAACGAUAGCCAAUAGUGUAUUAUCACAUGUAAGCCCUCACUGCUGUGAUGAGCUCAGGCAAGAAAACAUGGCUCAGAGAGGCUAAGUGACUCUAUCAAGAUCACACAGCUAGUAAAUGGCAGAAGUGGGACUUGAACGCUGGUCUGUCUGAUUCAGAUCCAUGCUCUGAAUACCAGACUAGCAUUUUCAGUGCGCCUUGCUAGGGCAGAGCCCCAAUGGCUGGGCUUUAGAAGGCCUAUAGGGGGCUGGAACGCCAGGCCCACCCUCAUCGCCCCUGGGCUCUCCCUGAUCAGAGGCUGUCAGGGAAGUGGUGGAGGCGAAGGAGCUGGCAGCUGGAAGGGGGAGCUCCGUCAGAGGCCUCUUGGGACUCAUAUUACUCUCCGCAGCUUGGCUCUUGGUUCCUCUCCGAAAUGACCAUGGAGUGUUGUUCAAUGGUAGGAUGGAGGGUGACAAGCCCCUGUCCUGGCUCCUGUCCCAGCCCUGUCCCUCUGAGGAUGCUCAGCUAAUUGCUGUCUCUUUCUCUGUGUCUGUCUUUGUCUGUCUGUCUGUACCUCUCUUUAUGGAGGGAGGUGUGCCCCUCUUCUCUUUCCUUUUUUGGAUGUGUCCUCUGACCCUCACAUCGUGUCUGUCUGUCCAUCUGCCUCUCUCUGUGCAUGUCCUGGUCUCUCCACAGGACCCUCUGGUGGACAUGGGUGGGGCCCUGGGGCCAGCCUUGCUGCUCACCUCGCUCCUUGGUGCCUGGGCAGGGUCCGGCUUGGGGCAGGGCCAGCAGGCUAUGACAGUGGCCGUGGUGUUUGGCAGCUCAGAGCCACCGCAGGCCCAGGCCCAGGCCCGUAUCCGCCUCACCCCCCAGAACUUCUUGGACCUGCCUCUGGAGAUACAGCCGCUCACUGUGGGAGUCAACAGCACCAACCCCAGCAGCCUUCUCACCCAGAUCUGUGGGCUCCUGGGUGCUGCCCGGGUCCACGGCAUCGUCUUUGAGGACAAUGUGGGCACCGAGGCAGUGGCCCAGCUCCUGGACUUUGUCUCCUCCCAGACGCACGCGCCCAUCCUCAGCAUCAGCGGGGGCUCCACGGUGGUCCUCACCCCCAAGGUGCUGUCUGAUCUCUUGUGCCUUCCUCCCUUCCAGCAUGGGACUGGGGACCAGGGCUGCCUGCGCCAGAAGGUCCGCGACGGCGUUGCCAUCCUGGCCCUGGGUGCCCACAGCUACUUGCGCCAUCACGGCGCCCUGCCCGCACCUGUUGGGGACUGCCGCAGCCACCCUGGACCUGUCAGCCCUGCCCGGGAAGCAUUCUACAGGCACUUACUGAAUGUCACCUGGGAGGGCCGAGACUUCUCCUUCAGCCCUGGUGGGUACCUGGUCCAGCCCACCAUGGUUGUGAUUGCCCUGAACCGGCACCGCCUCUGGGAGAUGGUGGGGCGCUGGGAUCAUGGAGUCCUCUACAUGAAGUACCCCGUAUGGCCUCGCUAUAGUGCCUCCCUGCAGCCUGUGGUGGACAGCCGGCACCUGACAGUGGCCACCCUGGAAGAGCGGCCCUUUGUCAUUGUGGAGAGCCCUGACCCUGGCACCGGGGGCUGCGUACCCAACACUGUGCCCUGCCGCAGGCAAAGCAACCACACCUUCAGCAGCGGUGACGCAGCCCCAUACACCAAGCUCUGCUGCAAGGGCUUCUGCAUCGAUAUCCUCAAGAAGCUAGCCAAGGUGGUCAAGUUCUCCUACGACCUGUACCUGGUGACCAAUGGCAAGCACGGCAAGAGGGUGCGCGGCGUGUGGAACGGCAUGAUUGGGGAGGUGUACUACAAGCGGGCAGACAUGGCCAUCGGCUCCCUCACCAUCAAUGAGGAGCGAUCGGAGAUCGUGGACUUCUCCGUGCCCUUCGUGGAGACGGGCAUCAGCGUGAUGGUGGCUCGCAGCAAUGGCACCGUCUCCCCCUCGGCCUUCCUGGAGCCCUACAGCCCCGCAGUGUGGGUGAUGAUGUUUGUCAUGUGUCUCACCGUGGUGGCCAUCACUGUCUUCAUGUUCGAGUACUUCAGCCCCGUCAGCUACAACCAGAACCUCACCAAGGGCAAGAAGCCCGGGGGCCCGUCCUUCACCAUCGGCAAGUCUGUGUGGCUGCUGUGGGCACUGGUGUUCAACAACUCGGUGCCCAUCGAGAACCCCCGCGGUACCACCAGCAAGAUCAUGGUCCUGGUGUGGGCCUUCUUCGCCGUCAUCUUCCUCGCCAGCUACACUGCAAACCUGGCUGCCUUCAUGAUCCAGGAGCAGUACAUCGACACCGUGUCAGGCCUCAGUGACAAAAAGUUUCAGAGGCCUCAGGAUCAGUACCCGCCCUUCCGCUUUGGCACAGUGCCCAAUGGCAGCACAGAGCGGAACAUCCGCAGCAACUACCGGGACAUGCACACCCACAUGGUCAAGUUCAACCAGCGAUCAGUGGAGGAUGCGCUCACCAGCCUCAAGAUGGGGAAGUUGGACGCCUUCAUCUAUGAUGCCGCUGUCCUCAACUACAUGGCGGGCAAGGAUGAAGGCUGCAAGCUGGUCACCAUUGGAUCUGGCAAAGUCUUUGCUACCACUGGCUAUGGUAUCGCCAUGCAGAAGGACUCCCACUGGAAGCGGGCCAUAGACCUGGCACUCCUGCAGUUCCUGGGGGAUGGAGAGACCCAGAAACUGGAGACAGUAUGGCUCUCAGGGAUCUGCCACAAUGAGAAGAAUGAAGUGAUGAGCAGCAAGCUGGACAUUGACAAUAUGGCUGGGGUCUUCUACAUGCUGCUGGUGGCCAUGGGGCUGGCCCUCCUGGUCUUCGCCUGGGAGCACCUGGUCUACUGGAAGCUGCGUCACUCAGUGCCCAACACAUCCCAGCUGGACUUCCUGCUGGCUUUCAGCAGGGGCAUCUACAGCUGCUUCAGUGGGGUGCAGAGCCUGGCCAGCCCCGCAAGGCCGCCCAGCCCAGACCUCACGGCCGGCUCGGCCCAGGCCAGCGUGCUCAAGAUGCUGCAGGCGGCGCGCGACAUGGUGACCACGGCGGGCGUGAGCAGCUCCCUGGACCGCGCCACGCGCACCAUCGAGAGCUGGGGCAGCAGCCGCCACCACCUCUCGGCUUCCGAGCGGUGCGCGCUCUCAGAGCGCCCCCUGUCCCCUGCGCACUGUCACUACAGCUCCUUCCCCCGAGCCGACCGGUCCGGACGCCCCUUCCUCCCUCUCUUCCCGGAGCCCCCAGAGCCGGACGACCUGCCGCUGCUGGGGCCAGAGCAGCUGGCCCAGCGGGAAGCCCUGCUGCGCGCAGCCUGGGCCCGGAACCCACGCCCGCGCCACGCUUCUCUGCCCAGCUCGGUGGCCGAGGCCUUCACUCGGCCUGGCUUGCUGCCUGCCAGGUACACCGGCCACGCUUGCUCCUGCCCCACCAGCCGGCCGGCCUGCAGGCACUUGGCGCAGGCACAGUCGAUGCGGCUGCCCUCUUACCCGGAGGCCUGCAGGCAAGGCGUGCCAGCAGGGGUCCUCGCCUGGCAGCCCAGACAGCACGUCUGCCUGCACGCCCAUGCCCACCUGCCAUUUUGCUGGGGGGCUGUCUGCCCUCAUUUUCCACCCUGCGCCAGUCAUGGCCCUUGGCUUCCUGGGUCCUGGGGGCCUCCAGUGAACAGGGGCAGGACCUUGGGACUGAGCACGGAUUACAGGGACAGUGGGGUGCUGGAAGAGGUCAGCAGGGGAGCCUGUGGGACCAAAGGCUCCCGAAGACCCUGCACCUGGAGGCGGAUCUCAAGCCUGGAGUCAGAAGUGUGAGGUGUGGUAGUUCUGGUUCCUGUUGGGCUGGAUUCUCUGCCUGGCACUGUCAGGGAUAGGGACAGGCAGCCUUGGGCUUUUCUGGCUUCUGCAACCAUAUGCUGGCCAGGGGCCCCAGUGGCAGAUAAUUCUUCCAUGGCCAGCUCAGUGACCUCAGCAGGCUUUGACUGUGUCCUCAACACUCAAAGCCCCAUCCAUCCAGCACGUGUCACAGGGAGCAGGGCCAUUGAGGGUGUCUCUGCCCUGGUGUUAGUCUGGCCCUGGUCGUGGCUGCUGUGGCCUUGGCAUGAGGGCACGGAGACUAGACCUGGGGGUGGGUGGGGCAGGGCCAUCCUGCUCCUUGCUCCACCUGACUGGAGUUUCUAAGUACGGAGACAUUAAACCAACCUCUUGCAACUCA